Molecule: messenger RNA, 1890 nt
Organism: Lepidothrix coronata (blue-crowned manakin)
Lineage: Eukaryota; Metazoa; Chordata; Aves; Passeriformes; Pipridae
Gene: PPARG
Product: peroxisome proliferator activated receptor gamma
Exons: 7
Coding region: 118-1545 (475 amino acids)
Biological process (GO): hormone-mediated signaling pathway; cell differentiation; negative regulation of transcription by RNA polymerase II
Cellular component (GO): nucleus
Molecular function (GO): zinc ion binding; RNA polymerase II cis-regulatory region sequence-specific DNA binding; nuclear receptor activity
Source: RefSeq, a predicted model, not a curated record
GGCGGCGCCGGCCGGGGGAGGCGGUCCCUGCCCGGGAGGACGGGCCGAGCCGGGGAGUUUAUCCCACUAGAAGGGAACAGUUGCUCCCGCUGAGACUUGACAGCGCCAGGGAUUACAAUGGUUGACACAGAAAUGCCGUUUUGGCCCAUUAAUUUUGGAAUUAGUCCUGUGGAUCUGUCUGCAAUGGAUGAUCACACCCAUUCCUUUGACAUAAAGCCAUUCACCACUGUUGACUUCUCAAGCAUUUCUUCCCCACACUAUGAAGAUAUUCCUCUAGCGAGAGCUGAGCAGUCAAGCAUUGAUUAUAAGUAUGAUAUCAAGCUCCAGGAUUGCCAAAGUGCAAUCAAAAUGGAGCCUCCUUCCCCACCCUAUUUUGCAGAGAAGGUUCAGCUGUACAACAAACCUCACGAGGAGUCUUCCAACUCACUCAUGGCCAUCGAGUGCCGCGUGUGCGGGGACAAGGCCUCGGGGUUCCACUACGGGGUUCAUGCCUGUGAGGGCUGUAAGGGCUUUUUUCGAAGGACAAUCAGAUUAAAGCUAAUUUAUGACAGAUGUGAUCUUAACUGCCGUAUCCAUAAGAAAAGCAGAAAUAAAUGUCAGUACUGCAGAUUUCAGAAAUGCCUCGCUGUUGGAAUGUCACACAAUGCCAUCAGGUUCGGGCGGAUGCCGCAGGCGGAGAAGGAGAAGCUCCUGGCAGAGAUUUCCAGCGACAUCGACCAGUUAAACCCCGAGUCGGCCGAUCUGCGAGCGCUGGCCAAGCACUUGUAUGACUCAUACAUCAAGUCCUUCCCCCUGACCAAAGCCAAGGCGAGGGCGAUCCUGACAGGAAAGACGACAGACAAAUCACCAUUUGUAAUUUAUGACAUGAACUCUUUGAUGAUGGGAGAAGACCAGAUCAAGUGCAAGCACGUGUCCCCUCUGCAGGAGGAGAACAAGGAGGUCGCCAUCCGCAUCUUCCAGCGCUGCCAGUUCCGCUCGGUGGAGGCCGUGCAGGAGAUCACAGAGUUCGCCAAGAACAUUCCAGGUUUUGUCAGCCUCGACCUGAAUGAUCAAGUAACUCUCCUGAAAUAUGGGGUCCAUGAGAUCAUAUACACUCUCCUGGCUUCUCUGAUGAACAAAGAUGGAGUUCUUAUAUCUGAAGGACAAGGAUUCAUGACACGGGAGUUUCUGAAGAGCCUGAGAAAACCUUUUUGUGACUUUAUGGAGCCCAAGUUUGAGUUUGCUGUGAAGUUCAAUGCACUGGAAUUAGAUGACAGUGACCUGGCAAUAUUUAUAGCUGUUAUUAUCCUAAGUGGAGAUCGCCCAGGGUUGUUGAAUGUGAAGCCCAUUGAAGACAUCCAAGACAACCUGUUGCAAGCUUUGGAGCUCCAGCUGAAGCUGAACCACCCAGAAUCAUCACAGCUCUUUGCAAAAUUGCUCCAGAAAAUGACGGACCUCAGACAGAUUGUAACGGAACACGUGCAGCUCUUGCAAAUCAUAAAGAAAACCGAGACAGACAUGAGCCUUCAUCCACUCCUACAGGAAAUCUAUAAAGACUUGUAUUAACAACCAGAGUAGUUCUAAUCCGCUGACAUAAUGUAUGUUCUUCAGAUUGCACUAUUUCUUUGAGGGAAAACUUUGCAUACCUAAGAAAUUACUGUGAAACAGCAUUUAAAAAGAGAGAGCUUAGUAUAGUAGAUCUAUUUUAUGCAUAUUGUUUAUAAAGACACAUUUACAAUUUACUUUUAAUAUUAAAAUAUCUAUAUCAUGAAAUUGUUGGCAGUAUUUUCAGAAUUAAUUUUUUAACUAUCUUAUUUCUUAAAAUUGCUUGUCCAGUAUGAUUGAUGCUUCACUCGAGUUGGUUAAGCAUGCAGUUAAAUUUUCAACUAAAUAAAAGUCUUUCUCCUUGAA